Nelumbo nucifera (sacred lotus) is the source of this 1173-nucleotide messenger RNA. Its product is annotated as rhodanese-like/PpiC domain-containing protein 12, chloroplastic. The record is from RefSeq and is a predicted model, not a curated record. Lineage: Eukaryota; Viridiplantae; Streptophyta; Magnoliopsida; Proteales; Nelumbonaceae. Gene Ontology annotation, molecular function: peptidyl-prolyl cis-trans isomerase activity.
UCGCAGAGUACGCCAAACAACAGGAAAGCAGCUAAGCGCACGAAGGGGUCUGAGCUCAAGCACAAGCACUGUCGAAAUGAAAGUGAUGUUGAGACCUUCUCAUUUCCCAUCUCUAGCACCUCCAAUUCUCUGCAAUCCGAGGCUCUCUUUGAUUUCUUCUCUCAACCUGUCAGCGUCAUUGAGCCUUCUCAACUUCUCUACAUCUGCUUCAUUACUGCCAUUUAUUAACAUGAACUUCACACCCAUUUCAUCUUCUCUUCAUUUCAGAAGGUUGGGGUGGGCAUCCCCCUUGAUGGGCAGAUCAAGAUUGGAAAGAAGAGCUACAUUUGGUGCUGUGAACAGUGUAGGAGGUAGAGAGAUACUGGUCCAGCACUUGCUUGUCAGUGAAGACAACCUUAAGCUUCUAUUGGAGCUUCAACAAAGAGUUUCCGGAGGAGAGGAUUUGAGUGACUUGGCUGUGGAGUACUCGAUUUGUCCAUCCAAAGAAAAUGGAGGGAUGCUUGGUUGGGUGCGGAAAGGACAAAUGGUACCAGAGGUUGAGGAGGCUGCAUUCAGUGCACCUUUAAACAAAGUUGUGCGAUGCAGGACUAAAUUUGGGUGGCACUUGUUGCAAGUAUUGUCUGAAAGGGAAGAACUUAUACUUCAAGACAUUGACCCAGAGGAGCUUCAUGCAAAAAUGCAAGACCAAAGUUUCUUUGAAGAGGCUCAAUUGAUAGAUGUUCGUGAACCUGAAGAAGUUGCCCAGGCCUCUUUGCCAGGUUUUCAGGUUCUUCCCCUUCGCCAGUUUGGGAGUUGGGGCCCAGAAAUAACAACUAAGUUUAAUCCUGACAAGGAUACAUAUGUUUUAUGUCACCAUGGAGUGCGGUCGCUACAGGUUGCCAAGUGGUUGCAGACACAGGGCUUCAAGAGGGUAUUCAAUGUGGCUGGAGGAAUUCAUGCCUAUGCUGUUAAGACAGAUGCCUCUAUCCCGACUUACUAAUCUCUUUUGACCGACAAAGUUUGUAUUAAUUAAGAUGAUUUUUUUAAUUUUUAAAUUUAUUUAGCUAUCAAAUUUUGUUAAGGAAUGAAAUUUUGAAUUUGUAUCUUAUUCCGCCUUCAGUUUUUCCUUGCUUGUUGAGCUUUGCUGAGCUUCUAUUUCCAGGUUCUAGCAAUAUAUGCAUCGUCUUUUUCUAA